AUGGACUACAACCUGCUCAAGGAGGUCUUUCAUCCAGAUUUCAUCUCCAUGAUACAAUAUCCAGAUUUCGCCUGGAUUGGAGGAUCGGAGAGAGCUGCUGUCUUUGCUGUCGAAUCAUGUGAAGCAUGGGAAAUUCUGCUUUGCGCAUCUUCUGUUACAGCUGCUAACACAUUGGCAUUGGCUAGUAUAAAGAAUUACCUUAUUGUCUUUGCAGUCCAACAGAAGGACCAGAAGGCACUUGAGAGACUUCGCGCAGAAAGAAAAGCUAAGAUUGAUGAGCUUAAAGAGAGAACAAAUUAUUACACAACGCAACAGCUUAUUCAGAAGUAUGACUUGGAUCCCGCUGCAAAAGCUGCAGCAGCAACUGUCCUAGCAUCAAAGCUGGGAGCAGAUUCUGGCUUGAAAGUAUUCUUAGGUGAUGACUCUACAGUUGCUAGCAGCAUGUCAACAGGUAAAAGCAAUGAUAUGGAGAUAGUGCAAUCUAAGGGACUUCGAAACAGAAAACCAUCUCACACGAGGAGCCACAGCACAGGAACCGUACAACAGUUUGUUGAUGAUCCAUCCAUUCGCUACAACACCGAAGAACACGAUGCUGCUUUACAAAAUCAAGAGUUUGUUGAGCAUUACAAGGGACCAAACCCUAAUGAAGGUGGAUGGCUGGCGAGAAUAGCAGCUCUACUGGUGGGUGAGGAUCCGAGCCAAUGCUAUGCUCUCAUUUGUGGCAACUGCCAUAUGCACAAUGGUUUGGCCAGGAAGGAGGAUUUUCCUUACAUAACAUAUUAUUGUCCACACUGCAAUGCAUUGAAUGGUUCACAUCAAGCUGAGGAAAAUGCUUUGGAUUCAAGUUCCGGUAACGAAACUCCUGGCACCUCCGGAGAUGGCAGUGUUUCCAGCAGCGUUUCCUCUUUGUUGGGUACUCAAAUUUCAAGUAAGUCGUCACCUCUGCAUGUACUGCCCGAAGCAGUUGAAGAGAUUUCAGGAAUGUAGUUUUAGAGUUCUUUGUGUUAUAUUAUUUAGUUUCCCGUCUUUUGAUUGUUUUCUGAAGGGCGGACACUUGAGAGGUUGUUGUACUAAUUUUGUCUAUAGUCAGGUGAGUUUGAACAGAAGUUUGGUGCUGUAUCAAUACAUGUAAAGUAUUCUAUUCCACGACAUUUUUUUAUUUAUAUGUGGAUAAAUAUUUGAAUGCAGUUGCAUUCUUUCUUAU
Messenger RNA from Dendrobium catenatum, 1204 nucleotides. RefSeq lists its product as uncharacterized. Gene Ontology annotation, biological process: endoplasmic reticulum tubular network organization. Gene Ontology annotation, cellular component: endoplasmic reticulum tubular network. The record is from RefSeq and is a predicted model, not a curated record. The transcript is spliced from 5 exons. The coding region runs from base 1 to 987 and encodes 328 amino acids. NCBI's taxonomy places the organism in Eukaryota, Viridiplantae, Streptophyta, Magnoliopsida, Asparagales, Orchidaceae.